UGGACGGUUCGUCUUUGGAGUACCUCACUGUCGCAGGACUCUCCAAACCCUAACUUUCCAAAUCGCCGCACGUUUUCAUCAUCCUUUUGUCUUAACCCAGCACCAAGAUGACGAAGAAAGGCUUGAGCGAUGACGAGAAAUUCCUUUUCACGGACAAAGACUUCAUCAACAGCCCUGUGGCCCAGGCCGAUUGGUCAGCCAAAAAGCUGGUGUGGGUCCCCUCCGAAAAGCAUGGCUUCGAGUCUGCCAGCAUCAAAGAGGAACAUGGAGAUGAGGUGCUGGUGGAGCUGAUGGACAAUGGAAAGAAGAUCACCGUCAACAAGGACGACAUCCAGAAGAUGAACCCGCCCAAGUUCAGCAAGGUGGAGGACAUGGCGGAGCUCACCUGCCUGAAUGAGGCCUCCGUCCUGCACAACCUGAGGGAACGAUACUACUCUGGCCUCAUCUAUACUUACUCCGGACUGUUUUGCGUGGUGGUGAACCCGUAUAAAAUGCUGCCAAUCUACUCUGAGAAGAUCAUUGAAAUGUACAAAGGCAAAAAGCGCCAUGAGGUCCCUCCGCAUAUCUAUUCCAUCACGGACAAUGCCUACAGGAACAUGAUGCAAGAUCGUGAGGACCAGUCUAUUCUUUGCACUGGUGAAUCAGGGGCUGGAAAGACAGAAAACACCAAGAAAGUUAUCCAGUAUUUGGCUGUAGUGGCCUCAUCCCACAAAGGCAAGAAAGACAUGAGCGCUCAACAAUCAGGACAACAGUUUGCCUAUGGUGAGCUGGAAAAGCAACUACUGCAGGCCAAUCCCAUUCUAGAGGCCUUCGGUAAUGCCAAGACCAUCAAGAACGAUAACUCUUCCCGAUUCGGCAAAUUUAUCCGCAUUAACUUUGAUGUGACAGGUUUCAUAGUUGGAGCCAACAUCGAGACCUAUCUGUUGGAGAAAUCUCGCUGUAUCAGACAGGCAAAAACAGAAAGAGCCUUCCACAUCUUUUACUACAUGGUAGCAGGAACAAAGGACAAAUUACGUGAGGAGCUUUUGCUGGAAAACUUCAACAACUACCGUUUCCUCUCGGCUGGCCAUGUCCAAAUUCCAGGCAACCAGGAUGAUGAGAUGUAUGAUGAAACCAUGGAGGCCAUGGAGAUCAUGGGCUUCAGUGUUGAGGAAAGAGCAGAUGUCCUCAAAGUAGUCUCAACUGUGCUGCAGUUGGGUAACAUCGAGUUCAAGAAAGAGAGGAACCAAGAACAAGCUACCAUGCCAGACAACACUGCUGCACAGAAAGUUUGCCAUCUUCAAGGCAUCAAUGUGACAGACUUCACAAGAGCCAUUCUGACACCACGUAUUAAAGUGGGUCGUGAGGUUGUGCAAAAGGCCCAAACCAAAGAACAGGCUGAUUUUGCCACUGAAGCUUUAGCUAAAGCUAUGUACGAACGCUUGUUCCGUUGGAUCCUUCUAAGAGUCAACAAGGCGUUAGACAAGACGAAACGCCAGGGUGCUUCUUUCCUGGGGAUCUUGGACAUCGCUGGAUUUGAGAUUUUUGAGAACAAUUCCUUCGAGCAGCUUUGUAUUAACUACACCAAUGAGAAGCUCCAGCAGCUCUUCAACCACACCAUGUUCAUCCUGGAGCAGGAGGAGUAUCAGCGGGAAGGCAUCGAAUGGAACUUCAUCGACUUUGGGCUGGAUUUACAACCUUGCAUUGAGCUUAUUGAAAGACCGAACAAUCCUCCAGGCAUCUUGGCUUUGCUGGAUGAAGAAUGUUGGUUUCCAAAGGCAACAGACGUGUCCUUUGUGGAGAAACUUUGCAACACUCAUGCUAAUCAUACGAAAUUUGCAAAACCUAAGCAACUGAAGGACAAGACUGAAUUCUCUGUGCAACAUUAUGCUGGACGGGUAAACUACAAUGCCGUAGCAUGGUUGACCAAAAACAUGGACCCUCUAAAUGACAACGUUACAGCAUUGCUGAAUAAUUCCUCCAAUCCAUUUGUGCAAGAUCUGUGGAAAGAUGCUGAUCGAGUGGUUGGAUUGGAAACCAUUGCUAAGAUGUCAGACAGCCUUGCACCUAGUGCCUCUAAGACCAAGAAGGGCAUGUUUCGUACUGUGGGCCAGCUUUACAAAGAGUCCCUGGCCAAGCUGAUGACCACACUGCACAACACACAGCCAAACUUUGUCCGCUGCAUUAUCCCCAACCAUGAGAAACGGGCAGGGAAGCUGGAUGCCCACCUGGUGCUAGAGCAGUUGAGAUGUAAUGGUGUGCUAGAGGGCAUUCGCAUCUGCCGGCAAGGAUUUCCAAACAGAAUCGUCUUCCAGGAGUUCCGACAGCGAUAUGAGAUCUUGGCAGCGAAUGCUAUUCCAAAAGGCUUCAUGGAUGGCAAGCAGGCCUGCUGUCUGAUGAUUAAGCACCUGGACAUUGAUCCAAACCUCUACCGAAUUGGUCAGAGCAAAAUCUUCUUCCGCACUGGAGUCCUGGCUCAGCUUGAAGAGGAGCGAGACCUUAAGAUCACAGUCAUCAUCAUUGCCUUCCAGUCACAGGCCAGGGGAUUUCUAGCCAGAAAGGCCUUUGCCAAGAGGCAGCAACAGCUGACAGCUAUGAAGGUGAUCCAGAGGAACUGCGCUGCUUAUCUGAAACUCAGGAACUGGCAGUGGUGGAGACUCUUUACUAAGGUGAAGCCUCUCCUGCAGGUGACGCGCCAAGAGGAGGAGAUGAGCCUGAAAGAGGAGGAGCUCCAGAAGGCCAAAGAAUCUGCGCAGAAGUUUGAGAUCGAGCUAAAAGACAUUGCACUGAAGCACACACAGCUUAUGGAUGAAAGGAACCAGCUCCAGGAGAAGCUGCAGGCCGAGACGGAGCUCUAUGCGGAGGCAGAGGAGAUGAGAGUACGGUUGGCAAGCAAGAAACAAGAACUGGAGGAGAUCUUGCAUGAGAUGGAGGCCAGGUUGGAGGAGGAGGAGGAUCGUGGUGCAGCCCUGCAAAUGGAAAAGAAGAAAAUGCACGAACAGAUAAAAGAUCUUGAGGAGCAUCUUGAGGAGGAAGAGGAUGCUCGUCAGAAGCUGCAGCUGGAGAAGGUUACCUGUGACGCAAAGAUCAAGAAGCUAGAGGAUGAUAUCCUGGUGAUGGAUGACCAAAACAUUAAAUUGCAGAAGGAGAGGAAGCUUCUAGAAGAAAGGAUAGCAGAUUUUAGCUCAAACCUAGCAGAAGAAGAAGAAAAAUCCAAAAACCUGACUAAGCUGAAGAACAAGCACGAGUCAAUGAUCUCAGAACUGGAGGUGCGCUUGAAAAAAGAAGAGAAGACUCGACAGGAGUUGGAUAAAGCCAAGAGGAAGUUGGAGGCUGAAUCCAAUGACCUCCAGGAGCAGAUCGCUGACCUUCAAGCUCAGAUUGCAGAUCUAAAAGCCCAGCUGGCUAAGAAAGAGGAGGAGCUUCAGGCUGCAUUGGCACGACUGGAGGAUGAGACAGGUCAGAAAAACAAUGCUCUGAAGAAGAUCAGGGAGCUGGAGGGACACAUCUCAGAUCUUCAAGAAGACCUGGAGUCAGAGCGGGCUGCACGGAACAAGGCUGAAAAGACUAAAAGAGACUUGGGGGAGGAGCUUGAAGCUCUUAAAUCGGAGCUGGAGGACACACUGGACACCACCGCCACUCAGCAGGAGCUCAGGGCCAAACGUGAGCAGGAAGUGACUCUUUUGAAGAGAGCUAUAGAGGAAGAGAGCCGCGUCCAUGAGGCUCAGGUGCAGGAGAUGCGACAGAAACACACCCAAGCUUUGGAGGAGCUCACAGAGCAACUGGAGCAGUCCAAGAGGGUGAAGGUAAACCUGGAGAAAGCCAAACAAGCUCUGGAGAAGGAGACCUCAGAACUCCAUGUGGAGCUUAGAUCUCUUACUCAGGGCAAACAGGAUGUGGAGCACAAGAAGAAGAAGCUGGAAGGACAACUGGCUGAUCUGCAGUCUCGAUUCAAUGACAGCGAGAGGAACAAAGCUGAGCUUGGAGAUCGGGUCUCCAAAAUCUCUGUGGAACUGGAGAGUGUUACCAACCUUCUCAAUGAAGCUGAGGGAAAGAACAUAAAGCUUAGCAAGGAUGUGGCUAGCUUGAGUUCUCAAGUUCAAGAUACACAGGAGUUGCUAGCUGAAGAAACAAGACAGAAGCUGCAAUUGUCUACCAAGCUACGACAAAUAGAGGAUGACCGCAAUGCUCUUCAGGAGCAGCUUGACGAGGAAGCAGAAGCCAAGAGAAAUGUGGAGAGACAUGUCUCGACACUGAACAUUCAGCUCUCGGACUUCAAGAAGAAGCUGGAAGAAAUGUCGGGUAACGUAGAGCUUUUAGAGGAGGGUAAGAAGCGUCUGCAGAGAGACCUGGAGGCAGCGAAUACUCAGUUUGAGGAGAAGGCCGCAGCCUAUGAUAAGCUUGAGAAGACUAAGAACAGACUGCAGCAGGAGCUUGAGGACACGCUGAUGGAUUUGGACAACCAGCGACAGCUGGUGUCCAACCUUGAAAAGAAACAGAAGAAGUUUGAUCAGAUGCUUGCUGAAGAGAAGAGCAUCUCUAGUAAGUAUGCAGACGAGCGAGAUCGUGCAGAGGCUGAGGCCAGAGAGAAGGAGACCAAGGCUCUGUCUUUGGCUAGAGCUCUGGAGGAAGCUCAAGAAGCCCGCGAGGAGUUCGAGAGAGCCAAUAAAGCCCUUCGUGCUGAAAUGGAGGAUCUGGUCAGCUCUAAAGAUGAUGUGGGCAAAAAUGUGCAUGAGCUUGAGAAGUCAAAACGUGGCUUGGAGGCUCAAGUCGAAGAGAUGAAGACACAGCUGGAAGAGCUGGAGGAUGAACUACAGGCUGCAGAAGAUGCCAAACUGCGUCUGGAAGUGAACAUGCAGGCUUUGAAGGCCCAGUUUGAGCGGGAUCUCCAGGGCAGAGAUGAGCAAGGAGAGGAGAAGAAGAGGCAGCUGGUCAAACAGGUGCGUGAGUUGGAAACUGAACUUGAAGAUGAGCGCAAGCAAAGGACUGUACUUGCUGCUUCCAAGAAGAAGAUGGAGGGAGACCUAAAGGACCUUGAGGGACAGAUUGAGACGUCUAACAAGGGCCGAGACGAGGCCAUCAAGCAGCUCCGCAAGCUCCAGGCUCAAAUGAAAGACUUCCAAAGAGAGCUGGAUGAUGCUCAUGCUGCCAGGGAAGAGGUUUUAUCCAGUGCCAAGGAGAACGAAAGGAAGGCCAAGACUCUGGAGGCUGAACUUCUACAGCUGCAAGAGGACCUGGCCGCAGCUGAGAGGGCUAAAAAGCAAGUUGAAGCUGAGAGAGAUGAACUGGCUGAUGAGUUGGCCAGCAACGCAUCUGGAAAGUCUGCCCUGUCUGAUGAGAAGAGACGGCUUGAAGCCAAGAUCCAGCAGCUGGAGGAGGAGCUGGAGGAGGAGCAAGGCAACAUGGAGAUGCUCAAUGACAGGCUGAGGAAGAGCGCACAGCAGGUCGACCAGCUCACCAACGAGCUGCAGGCCGAGCGCACCACAUCCCAAAAGAACGAGAGCGCCAGACAGCUGAUGGAGAGGCAGAAUAAAGAGCUGAAGGCUAAACUGCAGGAGAUGGAGAACCAAGUCAAAUCCAAAUUUAAGUCUUCCAUCUCAGCUCUCGAAGCCAAAGUGGCACAGCUUGAGGAGCAACUUGAGCAGGAGAGCAGAGAUAAGCAGAACACAGCCAAAGCAGUUCGCCAGAAGGACAAGAAACUGAAGGAGAUGAUUACCCAAGUGGAGGAUGAACGAAAACAAGCUGAACAAUACAAAGACCAGGCGGAUAAGGCGACCGCUCGAGUCAAGCAGCUGAAGAGACAGUUGGAGGAGAGUGAGGAAGAGUCUCAGAGAAUCACUGCGGCCCGCAGGAAACUGCAGCGAGAGCUGGACGAGGCCACCGAGACCAACGAUGCCAUGAGCCGUGAGGUCAAUUCCCUCAAGAGCAAACUCAGGCGAGGCAAUGAGACUUCAUCCUUCAGCAGCACACCAAGACGCACUGGAGGAGGAGGCCGACGGGGAAUCAUAGACAGCUCGGACGCUGCAGAGGAUGACGCCGACAUGCAGAGCGAUUACAACGGAACCAAAUCCAAUGAAUAAACAUCACCUUUCAAAAGACCUUCUCGUCAAACAACCAUAGUCUACUCUUACAUGGGUCAUUAUUUAGUUUAUAAUGUAUUUGUUUGACCGCAACAAAGCACUGCUCUCUGACUAGGCAUUUGGCCAGUCAUGAUUUUUAUAUUUUUAUUACUUUAUUAGCAGUAGUAGUUUUGUUAGUUCAUUUAUCACAACGCCAAGUUUUUACAUCGAUCGUUGUGGCUGCAGACCUUCUUAUAUUUCAUCUUAACAAGUUUUUUGUUCAUUAAAAACCUUCUUUUUAGAUAAAAACCUGGUGUUUUCAAAAUGUAGAGUUUACCUUCACUCAGAUUUGAGGUAAAAUAUCUUCUUUGUUUUAUUCUUUAAUGUCUCAACUGCAGGUAAAUGGCUGUUCACUGUUUUCUACUGCAUAAUUUUCCCGAGUAUACUGCACUUUCUCAUUUAUUUGCUAUAUAUUCCUGAAAUACAGCUUGCACAAGCAACAAAAUGGAUUGUAUGGAGCAAUUCUGAAGGUCACAGAUUUUUCUCUCAGUUACAGACAAUGUGUCUUGGUGUCAAGUUUUUAGUUUUUAAUUAUUACUGUAGAGACACCAAUAUUUGAGGACGCUGAGAUGAAGUGUAUUGAUAUUUCAAUGAUAUCAAUGAUGGUGUGUAUCGUUCCUGAAAAGUAGUUAUAAAAUAUAACAUAUUGAAAUGUUACCUCUUUAUCAUACAGUCAGGUACCUUUGAAACAUCUGUAGUUUUUAUAGCAUUUUAUGUUCCCUCUGAAUGUUUGCUUAAAGUAUUUUCUUAAAAACGGUCAAAUAUUAUGGUUAUUAUUCGCCUACAAAUACUGAAAUAUUUGUAACAGAUCUUUUAAUAUAGACUGCCUGUAAAAGAACUUUGAAAAUAUAUAUAUAAAAAUUUAUUUUUCCAAUAAGUUCACUUGGCGCAAUUUAAAGUACAUUGGGAAUGCCAGGUCAUUGGAUUUAUUCACUUCUAUCUAGUUAUUUGUGAAACCACAUGCACAUGAAAUAAAGUCUGAAAAAAAAUA
Messenger RNA from Danio aesculapii, 7089 nucleotides. RefSeq names its product myosin, heavy chain 11a, smooth muscle (gene myh11a). NCBI's taxonomy places the organism in Eukaryota, Metazoa, Chordata, Actinopteri, Cypriniformes, Danionidae. The record is from RefSeq and is a predicted model, not a curated record. The transcript has 42 exons. The coding region runs from base 108 to 6059 and encodes 1983 amino acids. Gene Ontology annotation, molecular function: actin filament binding; cytoskeletal motor activity; ATP binding. Gene Ontology annotation, cellular component: myosin complex.